This is a messenger RNA of Peromyscus leucopus (white-footed mouse), 1533 nucleotides long. It is a transcript of the gene Creb3l4, whose product is annotated as cAMP responsive element binding protein 3 like 4. The transcript has 10 exons. Gene Ontology annotation, biological process: regulation of transcription by RNA polymerase II. Lineage: Eukaryota; Metazoa; Chordata; Mammalia; Rodentia; Cricetidae. The record is from RefSeq and is a predicted model, not a curated record. The coding region runs from base 175 to 1269 and encodes 364 amino acids. Gene Ontology annotation, cellular component: nucleus. Gene Ontology annotation, molecular function: DNA-binding transcription factor activity, RNA polymerase II-specific; RNA polymerase II cis-regulatory region sequence-specific DNA binding.
CUGCCAUCUCAGCUCUUUGCCGAGGCGACAUCAAGCCCUCAGCAAAAUAAACUAGCACGGAGGAAACUGACAGAAGGGGCGUGGGUACCUAUAGUUUUAUUUCAGUUUGCAUAUGGGCAGCGCCUUAAUCCUACUUCCAGAAGCAGGCCCCGACCGUGGCUCCUGGCCAGAAGCAUGGAGCCCGGGUGCCCUGAGCUGCUGGAGCCCCCAGAAGAUAUCUUCUCAACAGGAUCCUUCCUGGAGCUGGGACUCAACUGUCCUCCGUCAAAGGGCCUUCAGAAGAGCGAACCUGACGAUUUUCUGAACCUCCUCAUUGAUCCCAAUAUGGUAUACUGCUCAGAAACAUCUCCUGGUAGUGACAGUUGUGUCUCUGAAGAGCCUAGCUCCCCUGCCCCACAGGCUCCAGGUUCCCCUGCCCUCUAUGAGGUUGUCUAUGAGGCAGGGGCCUUGCAGAGCACUCAACGGGAAGCAGGGUCAACCUUCGGACUCAUCUCCAUCCAGAUAGAUCAGUGGAGCCCUGCAUUUAUGGUGCCCGACGCCUGCACAGUCAGUGGGCUGCCCUCAGAUGCGCAUAGACAUAUCCUGCCUAGAGCCAGCACCAUAGCUCCAUCGCCUCCUGCUGCCCUGCUGUCCUGCCCACGUCUGUUCCUGACAGAUGAAGAGAAGCAUCUGCUGGGGCAAGAAGGGGUCUCUCUGCCCUCUCACCUGCCCCUCACUAAGGCAGAGGAGCGAGUACUAAAGAAGAUCAGGAGGAAAAUCCGCAACAAGCAGUCAGCUCAGGACAGCCGGCGGCGGAAGAAAGAGUACAUAGAUGGACUGGAGAGCAGAGUGGCAGCCUGUUCUGCACAGAAUCAGGAACUACAGAGAAAAGUCCAGGAGCUGGAGAGGCAGAACACCUCCUUGGUGGCGCAGGUCCACCAGUUACAGAUGCUCACUGCUCAGACCUCCAGCAGAGCUGCCCAGACCAGUACCUGUGUUCUGAUUCUUCUCUUUUCGCUGGCUCUCAUCAUCCUGCCCAGCUUCAGCCCCUUUCAGGGUCAACCAGAAGCUAGGCCGAAGGGUUAUCAGCCUCAUGGAGUGAUUUCCAGAAAUAUCUUGACUCAUAAGGACAUGACAGAAAGCCGAGAGAUUCCAGUGGUAAAGGCCAAACUGGAGGAGCCACGAGAAGUCCCAACUGCAAACGGCUCAGCAAAGACGCAGUUAAAGCUGGGGACCAAGGCUAGACCCACUGGGCACAUGAGGGGAACGCUGCACGCAGAUGAGAUGUAAGCUGAACACUUCCCGAUCACACAAGAACCCACACAGGCUCCCCUCGCUGUUUCAUCUGGAAUUCCCACUUGGGUGUCCAUACCCCUGGACUUCUAACUCACUCAGGAUACUAGGAGCUGUCUGUCCACAAAGGCCACGUUUGCUUCUAUGGCAGGGCACCUCAUAUAUUUCUGCCCUCCAUUUGUGAUUUUACUUCUUUGGGGAUGGGGUCGAGGGGAAGCAAGUUUUGACUCAGAAAUAAACUUUCUAGCUAAAAUUCUAUCC